UCACCUUCUACUUCUUCACCUUACCAAGCUAUUCUCUACCUCUACCUACGCAAGACUCACUAUCAAACACAAUUACGAGAGAACCUUGUAUCCAUGGAGCCAAAAUCUGAUUAUACCCACGAUAUACGCGCAUCCCAGCUUAAUAUCUACCGUACACAGCCAGAAGAUGACUUCACCAACCUCCUAACCGACAUCUUUUCCCUCGCCACAAGCUUCACAAAAUGCUAUUCAGGCACGCGGUCUCCAGAAGCCCUCCGCCAAAUCAUGUCCCCCGUGCUCGACCACAUCAACCGCAUCAUCACCUGCCCCGACCCAACCAUCAAGAUCUGGGCCGCCCUCCUCGCCAACCUCGCCAGCCGCCACAGAGCCAUGUUCGAACACCUCCCCCUCUUCACCAGCCCACGGGCCCCAGAUGAUCCCAUUUCCCAGACGGCGACAGGUCUGCCGGACUAGAAGUCCCACCCCGUCCUCCCUCUCGGCAUGCAUCUAGCCCGCCCGCUCUUCCUGCUCCUCAAAACCGCAGUAACCCCCCGCAACCCGAGAAUCCAUCGCCGCCCCAAGACCGUCCUGACGCUCGACGAGUUCCUCAGCGUCGACAGCUGUCUCUGGGACCUCGCCUUCGACACCAUCCGCCGCAACCUCGGGUCCCAUGUCGUUGACAAUCUCGACCUCUCCCUCGUCCAGGACGCCCUCCGUCUCGGUCUCUUCUUGGACCAGUUCCCCCUCGCCGGCCAGCAACAAAUCAAACCCCGCGAGAACGACACGCUCUUUGCUCUUCUCCCGCGGCUCCUGAGCUACCGCCUGCCGCGGCUGCGUGGUCUCCCCACCGAUACCAGCCUUAGCAGCAGCAACGGCAGCAGCAACGGCAGCAGCAACGGCAGUAGUAGCGGUAGCAGUAGCGGUAGCGGUAGCGGUAGUGAUGACAGCAGCAGCAGCAGCAGUGGCCGCAGCCGCAACAACCGCAACCCGUUCGACCCUGUGCUUGAAAAACGCUUCAAGGCCCAGCUUAAGCGGCGGCGGAGCAAGAGAAAAACAAGCCUUCGCCCUGCUACGACAUGAUCAUGGACAUAACUUGAUGAACGCCAAUCCCCUUGUCUUUUAUCCAACGCUAAAACAACAUCCAUACCAUGGGGCAAGAGUCAGACCCAUUCGCAGUUUGUUCCGACCAGUUUGUUCCAACUCGGAUAUCGCUUAUCUAAACUGAUGAGGAGCGACAGCCUCGUAUCGGCAGGUUGGGGAUAUGGAUGCGUCGAUGGAGAUAUUUCGGUUUAUUGAACACUUUGUUGUUGCCGUCGUUGGUCAACUUGCCGAAAAUAAUGCGUCUAAGCUGCGAAAUUCGGGAGGAAAACGUAUGAUGCCUGAACGUCGCGGCAUAUAGGCCAGAUGCAGUCAGCUAUAGAGACAGAGAACAGCCGUUGACGACACGGGCGUGGACUGCAGUAGCUUCAAAAUGUAACAUCAAACCUCUUUCA
This is a messenger RNA of Sodiomyces alkalinus F11, 1472 nucleotides long. RefSeq lists its product as hypothetical. The record is from RefSeq and is a predicted model, not a curated record. Bases 481 to 1059 code for a protein of 192 amino acids. The transcript has a single exon. Lineage: Eukaryota; Fungi; Ascomycota; Sordariomycetes; Glomerellales; Plectosphaerellaceae.